UACCCCCCGCGUGCCGCUCUCGCGGCGCCUGUGGCGGAACGCGCCCAGCGCGCGCGCAGCAAUGGCGGCGCUGUACCACCCGUUCGUGCUGGCGCUGGGCGCGGGAUCGCUGCCGCGGCGGCGCUUCGUGCGGUACUCGCUGCAGGACGCCUUCUUCCUCUCCGCCUUUGCUGACUCGUAUGGGGCGGCGGCAUCACUCCUGGAUGGGGGCGAGGAGGAUGGGGAGGGGGUUCAGGAAGGGGAGGGGGAGCUGAGUGUGCGGGCGGUGCUGCAGCGGUUGCAGGGGGAAGCAGAUGGCGAGCUGGUGAUGCACGCAGGCACUGUGAAGGUACUGUGCUGUCCAACGGUGCUGUGAGGUGUGCAUGCACACGGACGUCCUACAACAUCCAAUCAUGCACCGACAUCCACGCGCCUCACCUCAUGCCAUCCACGCGCCUCACCUGAUCCCAUCUGUCCGCUGAACUCGUUGGUCCCUGUGCUCUCGCCACCAUGCCACACCAUGCCACACCAUGCCACACCAUGCCACACCAUGCCACACCAUGCCACACCAAGCCACACCAUGCCACACCAUGCCACACCAUGCCACACCAUGCCACACCAUGCCACACCAUGCCACGCCAUGACCUACCAUGCAGGCAUGGGUUGAGGAGUCACGUGACCCAUCCCGAGCACGCACGGACCAGGAUGCGGGCGUCACUGCGGACGUCACAACAGACAGCGCCCCUCUGCCGGCCACUCUAGAGUACACGGCCUUUCUGGCGCACAUCGUGAGGGGGGAGAGGGGCGUAUGGGAUGGCAUGGGUUUGGGGGAGGAGAGGGGCGAGAAGGACAAAAAAAGCCACCCGUACGACCAUGUGAAUGGCUUCAGGCCCUCGGAGGAUCGGGUCUCCCCAGGUGCCCGUCGCUGGCACGCCCUGUGUGUGCUGGCGGCCAUGCUGCCGUGCAUGCGCCUCUAUGCCUUCAUAGGUCAGACCCUGGGGGGCGCCGUGUGGGGCAUGCGCGGAGUGGUGGGGGCGGCGAGGGGGGGAGGAGGUGAAUGUGGCAGCAGCGAGGUGUGCUUCAAGGGAGGGACGAGUCUGUCGGAGGGCGACUGGCAGUGGCACCCGUACGGCCAGUGGCUGCACACGUACUCGUGCCAGGGCUUCGAGGCAGCAGCAUCGCUCCUGGAGUCAGCAUUUGACCGCCUGUGGUCGCGCCACCUCCUCUCCCUGCAGCAUUCCUGCAGCUCCCAAUCCGCAUCGCAGCAGCACCUGUCAGAGCAGCAGCGGCAGGCAGAGCAGCACCUGUCACAGGUGUACGGCAGAGCCAUGCAGCUCGAGUUUGACUUCUUCCACGCGCAGCUCGCUCCCUUCCCCACUGCCCCGCCACUGCCACAUGCACCGCUCUCCGUGCUUUCCGUUCCCGUGUGGCCGGGCUUCUUUGCCCUGGCGUCACAUGGGCAGGCGACCGUGAGAAGGGAGGCGUCAGAAGCAGGAGGAUCAAGCAGGGCCGGUGCAAGGCGGGUGGUGUUGGCUGUGGACUUUGACGGCACGUGCACGGUGGACGACUCCAGCGCCCUGCUCGCCUGCCUGGCCCUCGCCCAGGCUGGCUCCAGUGCAGGCGCCCAGCAGGUGUGGGACGACCUGGUGCAGCGGUACGUGCAGGACCACUCUGGCUUCAUGGCCAGCAACCUGCCGCCCCACCCACCUGCUGCUGCACACAGGGACAGCAGCAGCAGCAGCAGCAGCAGCAGCAGCAAGACAAGAGACCAGCGCAGUGACAGUAACACCAGCAGCAGCAGAAGAAGCAGCGCCACCACCACCACCAGCGCUACCCCUGACCUUCCUCCUGGCCUCCUCCCCUUCCUCCACCGCCUCUCCUCCUUCGAGGCCAUGGCCAAUCAGCGCGUGACAGCUGUCGCCGCCCUGCAGGGCAUUCCCCAGCACGCCUUGCUGGCAGCAGCCAGGGAGGCUGCUGACGUGGCAGAGGGGAAGGGGGAGGCUGUGAGGCACGCAAUGCUGAUGGAGGAGGGGGAGUGGGGAGAGAGGGGGAAGCAAGGAGAGGCAGAAGGGGUUGGGGAGAAGACAUGCAGUGGUGUGGGGGAGGAGGGUGGAGCAGGCGAGAACAGCAUGGUGGUGGUGAGGGCGAAUGAGAUGGAGUUUGAUGCACACGGUGUGUCCACGGGUGCAGUGGACUUCCAUGUGCAGGGGCCCAUGGAUAAAGACACCAUCUUCCAUGCCCUCACACAUGGCAAGCUCACACACGGUGGCCCCGAGCACGAGACUGCAGGUGCAGCAACACCAGCAGCGCCGUGUGCCCCCCUGUGGCCCUCCGCCCAUCCCGCGCUGUCAUUGGCGAUAGCACCACGGACUUGUUGCCCUUGCUGCGAGCGCAGGUGGGCGUGGUGAUGGGGGGAGGGGCGUCCAGCCUGGGCAGGGUCAUUCGGGCCUUCGGCAUUCACCGCCUGCCGCUGGUGGCGUUGGCUGUGCUGCACGUGCAGCAGGCUGCGGCGGAAGUGAAGGGGGGGGGGCGAGAGAGUGGCUGUCCUGAGCUGGUGGUGCCGCCAUGGACGGUGUUCGAUGCCUGCAGUUGGGAGGAGCUCGAGGUAUUCCUCUUUGGGCCCUACUCUCAGAAACCCUGACCUCUAGGCACUCUU
Messenger RNA from Closterium sp. NIES-67, 2635 nucleotides. Lineage: Eukaryota; Viridiplantae; Streptophyta; Zygnematophyceae; Desmidiales; Closteriaceae. The record is from the annotation of a GenBank genome assembly.